UGCACAUUUACCUCCCCGUGCUAUAUAUUUUUUUAUUCACGGAACAGUAUUCAAUUGGCAAAAGUGAGAUCCACAGUGUCUCUGUCCUUAGUAUAAAUAAGAGGUAGUCCCUCAUUUAGGAGGUAGUGCGUAUCGGUUGUGGAGUCAGUUGAGAAUGGUGACUCGGAUUAAGCUUACGGGUGGGGUACCCAUAACUCUGGAACAGGCAAUUGAUUUGCGGCAGACUGUAUUCGGUUCAGCAGCUGCUCCACCGCGUGGCGAAUGGACAAGAACGGGACUCAUAUUCGGUCAGCCAAAUCAGGAAUUGCCGUACGGCUUACGAUGCCCAAGGAAUGCCACUCGAGGACUUCAAUCAGUUUUGCAAGCAUUCAUCAUAAAAUAUUUUCUCUUUGAUAGCAGAGUCAUGGAGAAAUCCCUUCCUUUGGAUGUCCUUUUGAAACCGACCGAAGCACAGCAGCACGAAGCUCUCUGGCAAUCCAUUUCAACGAUUUUGUGGACGAUUGGUGAGAAAAUUAAAGUGGUGGUAGUUUUACCCGGUGAAAUCCCACACAUCCCCCACAGCCAUACAUACUUUCAGGACUCAGUCACUGAAAAAUUGUACAUCUUUGAGUUUACCAAUUUGGAAGAUUUGCAAAUAUUCAUCAAGAGAUAUUUAUUCUUCUUCCUUGAGGAUCCGGGACCAGGCGCUCUUCUCUUUCUAUACAGUGCUGUGCUCACUCGACAAACAGCCAAAAUCAAGACGGAUUUGGAUGCUCCAAAAGGAGCACAUUUAAUGGGACCCUUUGAGGAAGGCUCACUGAAUGUUGUGACGCUCCUUUUGGCUGGAAGAGCCACACCAUACUUACACAAUGGUGUAGUUUAUGUUGGUGAUGAGGACCAUUAUGCUCUUCCACAAUUUGGAAUUCUGCAGAGAUCUAGCAUUGGGUUGAUUGUUUGGGAGGGUGAUAAUGAAGCUGUCCAGGCAUCAUCUCGUCAACCGGGGUCUCGACUGAAGACACCAGCCAUCCCAAUUUGGGUCACUAGCUGCUGUGGCCACUACGGCGUCGUUUUCAAUUCCAACAGAGAACUUUUGAGAAAUUAUCAUGCUGAGAAACGGUUCGAAUUGCAUUACUACACCUGUGCUGGAUGCCACCUUUCCAUGACAGUGGAUACCAGGUCCCAUGAGGACCCUGAAGCAAUGCUCCAGAGGCAAAAUAGUACGGCUGCAAGUAGUAAAGAGGGUAGCAACAGCACACCCAACACACAGGACAUUGUAGCAACACCGCUUGAGCGUUUAAUCCACACUAAAUGGAUGGACGCCAAAAUCACUUUCCAUGGUCCAGCUCCACCGUCACUGAAUUACUAGCACCGAGCAUAAAAAACAUCAACAAAGAUUAUUCUGUUGUGUAAUAUUUUAUGAUUAAUAAAAAAAAUGCAAUGUGUUAGUUCCACGACUUCUAA
Messenger RNA from Lutzomyia longipalpis, 1440 nucleotides. RefSeq names its product inactive ubiquitin carboxyl-terminal hydrolase MINDY-4B. The coding region runs from base 155 to 1345 and encodes 396 amino acids. Gene Ontology annotation, molecular function: K48-linked deubiquitinase activity; cysteine-type deubiquitinase activity. The transcript is spliced from 8 exons. Gene Ontology annotation, biological process: protein K48-linked deubiquitination. NCBI's taxonomy places the organism in Eukaryota, Metazoa, Arthropoda, Insecta, Diptera, Psychodidae. The record is from RefSeq and is a predicted model, not a curated record.